Molecule: messenger RNA, 2151 nt
Organism: Neomonachus schauinslandi (Hawaiian monk seal)
Lineage: Eukaryota; Metazoa; Chordata; Mammalia; Carnivora; Phocidae
Gene: RNF152
Product: ring finger protein 152
Exons: 1
Coding region: 156-767 (203 amino acids)
Biological process (GO): protein polyubiquitination; positive regulation of autophagy; cellular response to amino acid starvation
Cellular component (GO): lysosome; lysosomal membrane
Molecular function (GO): ubiquitin protein ligase activity
Source: RefSeq, a predicted model, not a curated record
GAACACACUUGAGUAUGCUCUAUGUCCGUGAGCUCCCCGGUCACCUGACGACUUUGGAAAGACAAGAAGGAAGGCGUGGGAGUGUCGGCCCCUGAACACAAGCUCCUUGCCCUUGGCCUUGGCCCUCCUGCUUCCCGGCCACAGGCACGGCCGCGAUGGAGACACUCUCCCAAGAUUCCUUGCUGGAAUGUCAGAUCUGUUUCAACUACUACAGCCCCCGGCGAAGGCCCAAGUUGCUGGAUUGCAAACACACCUGCUGCUCGGUGUGCCUCCAGCAGAUGAGGACAAGCCAGAAGGACGUGAGGUGCCCCUGGUGCCGGGGCAUCACCAAGCUGCCCCCGGGCUUCUCCGUGUCGCAGCUCCCCGACGACCCCGAGGUCCUUGCGGUCAUCGCCAUCCCGCACGCGUCCGAGCACACCCCAGUGUUCAUCAAACUUCCCAGCAAUGGGUGCUACAUGCUGCCCCUGCCCAUCUCCAAGGAGCGAGCGCUGCUGCCGGGAGACAUGAGCUGCCGCCUGCUGCCCGGGAGCCAGCAGAAGGCCGUCACCGUGGUGACCGUCCCUGCGGAGCAGCAACCUCUGCAGGGCGGGGCGCCCCCGGAGGCGGGGGAAGAGGAGCCAGACAGGCGGGGUGUGGCGAAAAGCUCCACCUGGUCUGGGGUGUGCACUGUGAUCCUGGUGGCCUGUGUCCUCGUCUUCCUGCUGGGCAUCGUGCUGCACAACAUGUCUUGCAUUUCUAAGCGCUUCACUGUGAUCUCCUGUGGCUGAACAGGGCUGCAGGGAAGUCUCUCGUGGGUGCCAACUCGGGGUUGAGCAGGUGUUGGAGAUGGGAUCGCAGCGAGAAGAUGGGGGGCGACGCUGAUCAUUUGGUGCCAGCCAUGGCCUCUGAGCUACCACUUGAUUAACCGGAGACAGACAGGAAGGGCAGACGUGAGGUCUCAGCGAGAUACCGGGCAAAUCAUCCUGAGUGUUGGUGGCAACAGCUUCGAAGACGAUUGCAUGCAUCCUCAUAAUCAUUUAUUAAAUGGACUGUAAUUUAUGAUUUGUCAAAAUCAUGUUACGAGAUAGACCUAAUCUACUUAGACGUUAAACCGUGCAAGUGCAUACAAUGUGAUCUUCUCUAAAUGUGGUAGAUUAAAACAGAGAUGCUUAUGUAUAUAAGUAGAAUUAAACCUGAGAAUCCACGUAAAAAUUCAGCGAUGACAUGCAGUGCUGGUUUCUUUCCCCUUUUUAAUGGAAAUCCAGUCUUCAUUUAGUUGCUGAGGCUUUUUAUACUUUUUGAAUGGCACUCAAAAUAAGUGAAGUGGACGGUCAUUUUUUUUGGAGAAAACGUCUGAACAAGUGUUUCCAGUGUGUUGUGUUUUGUUACAUACCUUCAUUUUUCUUCCCUUGUAAUUAGAGCUUGCUAUGUGUUUUUUGAACUGAAAGCCCAACAGGGGAGCAAUAAACUGAGUAAUAAUGAGAAAUGCCUAAUCCCACAGGAACCCUAUAUGCCAUUUUUCUCAAGCCAUCUCAUGAAAUAAGAAUUUUAAAUGUAAAUAUUGUGUACUUGUGUGUGUGUUCAUGUGUGUGUGUGUAAUUUGACUUACCUCAGGUUUUGAAUCUUUUCAGAAGAAUCCCAGGAGUAAGACUUUGUGGGCCUGAAUGAGUCCAGGGUCUGACUCGGUGGCCACCUCUUGGGCACCGGGAUCUGCCCAGUGAAGUGUCGCACACCCGUCACUUCCAACAUUUGCUCCUCUUCUGUGUAUUCAAGUCCUGUAUUCUGUGAGGCACAAAUGGAAAGUAACAGAAGAUUCUGUCUUUUCUCCCAGUUUGGAGGUAUUGUAAUAGACGUGAGUGUUGUUCAUCGAUGACAAACCUGGACUGACAUUUUAAUAGACAGUCCAUGAUUGCUUUUUGAAAGAUGUUCCGUGAAAGUUAAACCAUUAGGAUUCCAGUUUCUUCUUGUUGGUAUAAGUGAGAAAAUCUCUUGUAUUUCAAAAUAUGUUUUUAUUGAGAAAAGUGACAAGAUAAACUAACAACUCACAUUCCCAAUCUAAGUGGAUCAGUUCAUCAUAAAUUCUCAAAUACUCUUAAGUGUGCAGUGGUCUACAGACCCUGGUGAAGAAAGGUCUGCUGGCAUCAAGUGGUAAAUUCCUGUGCCUGGAUGUGU